Molecule: messenger RNA, 1179 nt
Organism: Vicia faba (fava bean)
Lineage: Eukaryota; Viridiplantae; Streptophyta; Magnoliopsida; Fabales; Fabaceae
Source: the annotation of a GenBank genome assembly
AUGCUUGGCACUUCACUCUCGUUCACGCUUCCCACACAAACUUAUUACCCUAACAUUCUUCGUUCAUAUUUUCCAAACUCAACUUCCACUCACCAACAUCAUCUACAUCCGAAGCAGAAGCGAAAAGCUAAAAAAAAUCGAUUAAUCGCGUUAAUCGAUUCCAGUUACGAAGUUGGUGGUGGAUUCCCACUCGAUGAACUUAACAACCGAAACGAAAAGCAAAAUCCAGAAGAUACAGAUACGUCCGCUCAACGUGAAGCACUUCUUAAAGGAGGAGAUCAAGUUAUCUCUGUUCUUCAGGAAAUGAUUACCCUCUUGGAAGAUAUGGAUCUGGAUGAAGAGUCGGAGAAAGUAGCAGUGGAGUUAGCUGCACAAGGAGUUAUUGGUAAGAGAGUUGAUCAGAUGGAAUCUGAUUUCAUGAUGGCCCUUGAUUACAUGAUCCAGCUUGCGGAGCAGGACCAGGAUGAUAAGCGCAAGUCACUGUUGGAAGUUAUCAAAGAGACGGUACUAUCACAUCUAACUAAAAAAUGCCCACCCCAGGUUCAAGUAAUUGGUCUUCUAUGUAGAACUCCUAAAAAGGAAAGCAGAUAUGAAUUGUUACGCCGAGUAGCAGCUGGUGGUGGUUCGUUUAAAGGCGAGAAUGACUUGAAGGUUCAUAUCCCUGGGGCAAAUUUAAAUGACAUAGCUAACCAAGCUGAUGAUUUAUUGGAGACAAUGGAGACUCGUCCUGUUGUGCCUGAUCGAAAACUGCUUGCAAGGCUUGUUUUGAUUAGAGAAGAAGCUCGUGAUAUGAUGGGAGGGGGUAUUUUGGAUGAAAGAAAUGACCGUGGAUUUUCUACUCUACCUCAGUCUGAGGUGAAUUUCUUAACCAAAUUGGUGGCUUUAAAACCUGGGAAAGUUGUUCUUGAUAUGAUAAGAAAUGUGAUGCUAGGAAAAGAUGAAGGUGCAGACAACUCUGGCAACAAUGAUGAAUAUGAUAGGGUUUCAACAGGAAUAGCUGGAAGGGCAAGUGUGACAGGACGGAGGCCACAUCCGGUACGACCAGGCAUGUUUCUCGAAACAGUCUCUAAGGUCUUGACUGGUAUAUAUGCUGGAACCGACUCUGGUAUCACUGCACAACAUUUGGAAUGGGUUCAUCAAAAGACACUUCAAGUCCUUCAGGAGAUAGCAUUUAACUAG